This is a messenger RNA of Fundulus heteroclitus (mummichog), 1546 nucleotides long. It is a transcript of the gene mvb12bb, whose product is annotated as multivesicular body subunit 12Bb. The transcript has 9 exons. The coding region runs from base 200 to 976 and encodes 258 amino acids. The record is from RefSeq and is a predicted model, not a curated record. Gene Ontology annotation, biological process: regulation of epidermal growth factor receptor signaling pathway; virus maturation; viral budding. NCBI's taxonomy places the organism in Eukaryota, Metazoa, Chordata, Actinopteri, Cyprinodontiformes, Fundulidae. Gene Ontology annotation, cellular component: ESCRT I complex; late endosome.
UUCAAGGCUUCAUGACACAGAGCUGAGCUGAAAAGGUGACAAUACUCAGCGAGGCUAGACAUUCACACAUGAAAAGGUAAAGAUCCAGCUGCCAGCUCGCAGAAGACUUUAUUAGGCAUUUGGCUUCACCUUUGUGUCCCGGUUAGAGUCACUGCUGAACGUGGAUGUAACCUUCGACUUUGUUGUGGAUAUCUUCAACAUGUCUGAAGAGAGCAACAAGCUGCCUAUGGACCCCAUCUCUGAUGUCGGCAUAGUUAGUUCACUCAGCAAAAUCCCUGAUGGUUACUAUGUUGUUGCAAAAACAACAGAUGGCUCCGACGCCGACCUGUGGAAGGACGGCUUAUUCAAAUCCAAGGUCAAUCGCUACCUUUGCUUCUCCAGGAAAACUGAGCCUGAAGUUGUUGUGGAAAUGAAGCUGAUCGACAUCAAGGACCCGCUGCCAGAGUCCUUCACACCUGUCCAAGAAACAUUAGACAAAAAGGAAGCUGCCAUGAGGAAGAGGAGGCUGUGUGUGAAAACGAGCCCUCGUGAAGCUGCCGAGACAGCUGUAUGUGACAUCCAGAUCACCACCAAAUCCAAGUACCAGCUUGUUAACUACACCUGUGCGGGAGAGCUGAACAACAUGGGGAUCUGGUACCGCAUGGGAGACGUUCCUCGGCGUCAGUCACCCCGGCAAACGGCGAGCGCUCCUAAAGCUGACACCCCGUGCAGCACAACAAGGAUUGCCAUCAGCAGACCACAAUAUGGGCAGCAGAACAGUGGCAUCUACACUAUCACAGCUCUUGACGAUGUGCCGUUCAUGGUGUCCGAGAAGUUUAAUGAAAAGCCUCAAGAGAUGCAGCAAGUCAAUUUAAUGGGCAUUACGAUCAAAUCCCUGGCAGAGAUCGAGGAGGAAGUGAGUAGAGGCUGCAACGCUCGGCUGCCGCCGACGCCGCUGGCCCAGAAUGCAAAGCAAACGGUCUUGGGUUGUAAUUAAGUGUCUGAGACAGUGAGGCCCUGCUGGCUCCACUAAGUCCCAAUUGAAUAAAAGCAUGGCCAUGCAAGGCAGCCGUUCUCUCUUAAAAGCGUUGCCUCCCAUUCCAAGAACUGUUGACUUUUAUUCCCUAAUUCUUACCUCCAACAACUCAAUCAUGCGUCUCACACAGUUCAGUGCAUCUUAAAGGGAUAGUUCAGAGGUUUUAAAGUAAAUUUGUAUUAUUGUUUUAUAAGCAGCUGAUGACUCCAUUGGCUACUUCUCGUUGUAUAACUCCUAAUUGAUCCAGGAGGAUUAAGCUAAUAACUCGUUCUAGAAGGGUCAACACCAGCGCAAACUUACGCCAGCUUAGAGCAGCUCCAGUCUCCAGGAUGGGUAAGAGGACAGUGACGAACGCUACAUAUGAUUUUCUUUCUGUCUGGCUGAUAGUAACACUGGUCAUUUCUACUGAACAAUAAACGUGACAGACUGACAGAAGGAGGCUUUAUCUUACUGUAAAUAUUGACCUUUCUGAAAAACAAUUUUUGAAAACCCCAAACUUUGCAAGUUCUUACAUUUCAUUCUAUGUUUAGC